Messenger RNA from Aspergillus chevalieri, 1101 nucleotides. Its product is annotated as TDT family transporter. Gene Ontology annotation, cellular component: plasma membrane. Gene Ontology annotation, molecular function: sulfite transmembrane transporter activity. Lineage: Eukaryota; Fungi; Ascomycota; Eurotiomycetes; Eurotiales; Aspergillaceae. The record is from RefSeq and is a predicted model, not a curated record. Gene Ontology annotation, biological process: sulfite transmembrane transport; transmembrane transport. The transcript is spliced from 4 exons. The coding region runs from base 1 to 1101 and encodes 366 amino acids.
AUGGGCACGGGAAUUGUCUCGAUUCUGCUCAAUACACUCCCCUAUAAUGGGGAAUGGCUCUAUUGGAUUUCUGUAGUAGUCUUCGCACUCAACGUGCUGAUUUUUGUGAUAUUCCUCUGUUUAUCAAUCCUGAGAUAUGCCUUCUAUCCCGAGAUCUUCCCGGUGACGGUCACCCAUCCAACCCAGUCGCUAACUCUGGGCUCAUUCCCAAUGGGAUUGGCAACUAUCAUUAACAUGAUUUGCUUCGUCUGUGUCCCGUCUUGGGGACCAUGGGCGAGUUACCUUGCCUGGGGCUUGUGGAUGGCGACCGUUGUCUUCUCCGUCGCGACGUGUUUUGCCUUGAUGUUCAUCAUGACGACUAGUGAAGGGGAGGUUCUGUUAUCCUCCGCAAGUGCAGCAUGGUUGCUUCCAAUUGUCGCGUGCGUUGUCACAUCGGCAUCCGGCUCGGUUGUUGCUGAGGUUCUCCCGAAUCCGCAGUAUGCCCUUGGGACCAUUGUCGCAAGCUACGUGGUAUGGGGCAUUGGCGUUCCGAUGGCAUUGAUGAUGACGGUGAUUUAUCUAUUACGGUUGAUGUUGUAUAAGCUGCCGCCCAAAGCAGCUAUUGCCAGCACGUUCUUGCCAAUAGGGCCUCUCGGGCAGGGGGGUUAUGGGAUCCAGAGACUCGGACAAGCAGCAAAGAUGGCCUUCCCCCAAACUGGGACACUGCAGCCAGGAACGGGCGACGUUUUGUAUGACAUUGGGUUUCUCGUUGGGCUGAUAUUCUGGGGCUUCGGGCUCGUAUGGCUUUUCUUCGCAAUAGCAACUGUCUUCCGAGUGCGCAGGUUCUCCUUUAACCUGGGCUGGUGGUCAUUUGUUUUUCCUCUCGGCGUCUAUGCGACCUGUACGAAUCAGCUGGGUCAGGACAUGCCUUCGCGGUUUUUCAAGGUUCUGGGAACGAUUCUCUCUUUAAGUGUCGUUAUAUCGUGGAUCGUGGUCUCGUACUUCACUGUCAGAGGUGUCUACAAGCAAAACUUGUUUGUGGAUCCCUGUCUGACGGCUUUGCAUGAUAAACAGCAAAGGAAGCUGGAGCAUCAACAUCGGGAGAGGCAUAGUUAUCCUUGA